Messenger RNA from Nycticebus coucang (slow loris), 4635 nucleotides. RefSeq names its product von Willebrand factor A domain containing 3A (gene VWA3A). The record is from RefSeq and is a predicted model, not a curated record. Bases 212 to 3748 code for a protein of 1178 amino acids. NCBI's taxonomy places the organism in Eukaryota, Metazoa, Chordata, Mammalia, Primates, Lorisidae. The transcript is spliced from 35 exons.
CUUCACUGUUGAGUUGCUUGGAGAAAACUAGAAGUGAGAACUGGGAGAAGCAAGGGUGUGGGGUGGCGAGGCCCUUUUCCCACAGAUGGAGAAAUAAAUGAAGAAAUAUGAGCAAGGGACCAGCUCUCUCUAACACUCUUUAAAUGUUCCUGAAACAAAUGAUGGCUUCCGUGUCAUAUGCUGAAGUGCUUGAAGAUGCAGCACACUUUUCAUGAAACGUUACGUGUUUGGUGUUUUUGUAAUGGCUACACAAACUAGUCAUGUCUUCCAUGCUCAAGAUAAUACAUCCCUGGAAAAUCGUUGCAUGAGGAGAAACACUGACAGAAAUCCCAAGAAGCAACUGAACCAGAAGGAUAUGAAUGGACUUGGUCAAAAUUCAGACAAUGGAUUACUGGUUACACAUGUUAACCAAACACAGGACCUACUGAGGCUGCUGACGAUUGAAACCCCAUCUUCAGCAUGGGAGGACUCUGAAGAUUGGCUUUCAACUCACAGUUUAAAGUUUGAGAAACUCACCUUGGCUGACCUGAUAAGUCAGGGCACAGUGGUACCGGAGGAGGGCACCAAUGUCGUACAGCAAAUGCAUUUCUCCACCCAGAUCAUCCACCACUUUGAAUCAAAGCUUUUGGAAGCUAUUGAACAAUAUCAACAGAGAAUUCAGUGGCUCACAGAAAACAGCAAGAAGGCAUUUGGCCUCAUCAAGGGGACCAGAGUUGGCAUCCUCAUUGAUGUAUCAGCAGUCAGCAGUGGCCCUCAGAAAGAGGAGUUCCAGAACGACUUCAUGAGCCUCAUUGAUGAGCAGCUGAGCCACAAGGAGAAGCUGUUUGUCCUGUCCUUUGGCAUCACAACCCAGUCCCUCUGGCCGGACCCAGUGGAAGUCAACACCUCCACACUCCAGGAACUCGAGUUCUGGGUAAAGUCAUUGCAAUCUGAUGGAGGCAGCAAUUUGUUGCAAGCCCUGAAGAAAAUCUUCAUUCUAAAGGAGCUGAAUUCCCUGGUGGCCAUAAUGGGACGCUGCCCAGAUCAGCCUUCUGAAAUGCUGUGUGACUACAUCCAGCAGGCUAGCUUGGGAAGGGAACUCAUCACCCACAUCAUCACCUACAAAUGCAGUGAUCAGUUACCCCCUGCUGUCCUGAAGAACCUUGCAGAUGCCAUCGGGGGCUACUAUCACUGCUACAGCCCAGGGGCACAGCUCUUUGGCAGCCAGGACGUGGAUGAGCUCCUGGCAGAAAUCCAGAAGGCCCAGAGCCUCCUCGGCCAUAUCCAAGCCCUGUAUCACAGCUCCAGCAACCCCUACGAGGAGCUGACCUGCAUGAUGAAAGAGAUUUCUGCAGAGAUUGCAAAAGGGGCACUUAUGGGUCUCUUGCCUAAACCCCCAAAGCAUGAAGCUCCUCUCACAAUUGAAUUUCCAAACUUGGACAAGACUUCUGCAGAAUGGCUGAAGGUCAAUGGUCUGAAAGCCAAGAAAUUAAGCCUUUACCAGGUUCUGGCCCCUAAUGCAUUCUCUCCUGUGGAGGAAUUUGUGCCUAUUCUCCAGAAAACCGUCUCAUCAACUAUCCACGAGAAGGCAAUGGUACAAUUUGAAUGGCAUGACGGGACAGUGAAGAAUAUUCACGUGGACCCGCCCUUCCUCUAUGAGUACCAGAAACAGCUCAGCAGAGCUAUGAGGAUGUACGAGUGGCGGAUCGAGUGGCUCUCUCUGGCCAGCCGAAGAAUCUGGGGCACUGUCUGUGAAAAAAGGGUGGUUAUACUGCUCGAUAUCUCUGUGACCAAUUCCAUGUACAUUAUUCAUAUCCAGCACUCCCUGCGGCUGCUGCUGGAGGAGCAACUGUCCAACAAGGACUGCUUCAACCUCAUCGCGUUCGGAAGCACAGUCAAAAGCUGGAGGCCUGAGAUGGUUCCUGUAAGCCACGACAAUUUACAGAGUGCCUGGCGGUGGGCCCUGAGCCUACAGUGUUGGGGCAGCAGGAACAUCCUGGGAGCCCUGCGGAAGGCUGUGGAAGUGGACUUCAAGGACAAAGACAAGCACCAAUCGCAGGGCAUCUACCUCUUCACAGGGGGCAUCCCUGACCAGGACAUGCCCACACUCAGCUCCUACGUGGCCGAGGUCUGUGGGGGCUGCGACCUCCGGCUGAAUGUAUGUCUCUUCUACGUGGGUGAGCCACCGAUGGACACCAUGCCCCCAGCCUGCUAUGCCAGCCGCACUGACACAGCUGCUGCCUACAGGGAGGUCACCCGGGCUGCUGGUGGUCGCUUCCACUGGUUUGGAGAAACAGGCAUUUAUGAGAGUGAUGACAUCAAUGCCAUCAUGUCUGAGAUGGAGAAGGCUUUCAACUACUCCCAAAAGUGUGCCUUACUAGUGGCCUCCCUGAAGAACCAAUCAGGAAGAAAACAGGGAAGUGCAGCCCUCCAGAAAGAAAAGCCAAGGAUGCUCCUGCAGAGAAGCCAGCCCAAGAAACUCUGUUCUACCAAGCCCGCGACCCCCUCGGUGGCCAGAAUGAACAUUAAAGAUGACUCCAACAGAGAGAAGAGUCCCCCCUCAAAGGCUCUGAAAUGGCAUCUACUUGGUGGCAAAGCGGGCACUUCACCAGCUGCAGCCCAGCCAGUGAAAGACGUAACAGAAGAGAGAAAGAAGACCAAGUUCCGGGAAGCAGAGACAGCUCUAUCGCUGUUCUACACAGACACAGGGAACAAAGUGGGAUCAGUGUACAAGAAGUACCCUCAAGGAGGGGCCUUGAGAAGGACUAGUUCUUCCAUUGAGUUGCCCAGAAAGGAUACAGCCUGCUCAAGCCAAGAGUGGGUAGCAAAUUAUGGGCUAAGGAAACUGAAGCUAGAAAUCUCCAGGUGCCUCGGCCCCAUCUGUGCUCAUCAAAAGUCAGCAUCUCCCAAGUACUGCAGUGUCUUCCCCAGCAUAGAAAUCAAUGGGGUGGUGAGACACAUUCAGUGGACGCCCAGGGACAUGGAGGUGUACAUCACAUGCAUGGAGAAGGUGAUGAGGUGCUAUGUGCAGAGGCUGCAGUGGCUGCUGUCUGGGAGCCGCCAGCUGUUUGGCGCCAUCCUGGAGAGCAAAGUGUGCAUCCUACUGGACAUGUCAGGGUCCAUGGGCCCCUAUCUGCAGCAGGUGAAGAUAGGACUGAUUCUGCUCAUCUGGGAACAGCUGCGGAAGCAGUGCGACAGAUUUAACCUGCUCAGCUUUGCAGAGGGCCUUCAGCCUUGGCGGGACACUCUCGUGGAGACCACAGAUGCAGCGUGUCAUGAGGCUAUGCAAUGGGUGACCCACCUGAAUGCUCAGGGGAGCACCUCAAUCUUGCAAGCAUUGUUGAAAGCUUUUAGCUUUCAUGACCUGGAAGGAAUAUACCUCCUGACUGAUGGGAAGCCAGACACAAGCUGCAGCCUUGUUCUAAGUGAAGUCCAAAGACUCAGGGAAAAGAGAGAUGUGAAAGUGCACACCAUUUCCUUGAACUGCUCAGACAGAGCUGAGGUUGAGUUCCUAAAGAAGCUAGCUUACCUCACCGGGGGCCGCUAUCACUGCCCUGUAGGUGAGGACAUGCUUGUCACCAUUCGCGGCCUGCUGACCAAAGGCUUCAUCGAGGAAAAGGAUCCCACAUUGCCACCAUUUGAAGGAGAUGAUUUAAAGACACUGGCUAGGGAGAUCACCAAGGCCCGAAGCUUCCUCUGGCAGGCCCAAUUCUUCAGAUCCCAGAUCCAGAAGAAAAACAAUGUGAAACCAAAGGUUGCUGUUACUUAGAGAAGUAUUCUCAGGGUGGGAUGUCACAGAAAGCAGUGGCCCACAGGUAGUCCACAGAAAACGUGGUUCCAGGCACCAGGAUUUCCUGGAAGUGGAGAAAGGAAAGUCUCAGUUCUUCGGGUGCGGGGUCAUCCCUGCAUCUCUCCUAACUCUGCUGCCCUGUGCCCCAACACACCUAUACUCCAGCCACAAGAUGUCACUCUCUGGGAAGCCCUACACCAAGCCUCCUUUCUGGAACAUGCUUCCUACUACCCUCUGUUUGGUGACUCCUGCUUGUCCACCAAGGCACAGCUCAAAUGAUAUCACUUUUUUACUGUGAAGAUGUCUCUGGGAUUCAUCUAGAGAGAGGGACCUUCAGGCGGAGCUGGGUGCCUCUAGCCUUCCUCUUGUGGCAUCAUGACCAGCCGUACCCCUUUACUGCACUUAAUGCUCACAUUGUGACUCUUUGCUAACUUAUCCAACUCUUCUCCUUGACUGUGAGCUCUCUCAGGAUGAGACUGGUGUCCUAAUCAUCUGUAGGUCCACGGAACCUGCCACCGGGCAGGCACAUAAUACACAGUGAGCAUCCAGCUGAGCUGUGGGAGCUCAGCUCUGGAAAACAGUCAAAUGAGGUUGGUUCUACCCCAGCCCUCGGUGUGCUUCCACCACCCUGGCCCACGGGGACCAAGGCAGACUCACCAUCAGCCCAUCCUCUCCAUGCCACCCCCCACACCUGCUCAACCAAAGUGAACUGAAGGCUGUUCUGGAACCCAGUCCAGAGCAAAUGUUCUGCUUAAGUGUGUGAAAAUCAGGCUGGGUCUUCUGGGCCCAGCCCCUCUGUAUACAUAUGAAAUGAAUGUGUCACAUAUUGUGUCAUUUUCUAAAAUUAAAAAAUUGCUUUAUUUCAU